Messenger RNA from Closterium sp. Naga37s-1, 429 nucleotides. The record is from the annotation of a GenBank genome assembly. Lineage: Eukaryota; Viridiplantae; Streptophyta; Zygnematophyceae; Desmidiales; Closteriaceae.
AUGUGUGAUACCUUGGCAAUAGGAGAUGCAGCAGAGGGGAGGAGGGGCAGAGAAGAGGAGGGGAAGAGGGGAGGAGGAACAGGAGCAGCCGCUUCUGCUCUUCUCUUGUUGAUAUGCAUAGCAUGCUUGGGGAGCACUGAAGUGAAGACCCCCAACUGGGGCAUCAGGUGGUGUGCGGCAGGGGCUGCUGACGGCGUUAGGGCUGGCCCCCCUAACGUCCGAAGCACCCCUGUGUGCUUUGCCUGGUUUGAGCGGGGGCUUGUGGGACGCUUCAUGCCCUCUGCUCGUGCCUCUCCGGGGCUGCGGAGUGGAGGUGGACUGCACGGCACGCCAGCAACGGUCGUCGGUGGUGGUGGGUUUUGUAAGUGUAGGUCCCACACGAAGGGUCCCCACCUCAACGUGGUGUGUGGGUGUAACACUAGGGGUUAA